UUCUCCUGCCGGCUGCCGGGGCUGUGGCUCCUGUUCCCCUCGGGGCCGGCGGCAGCGCGUCCUCCCGCUCCUCCUCCCUCCUUCCCCCCGGCCCCAUGGCUUCGUCUGGCAGCGGCAUGGAAGAGGUGCGCGUCUCGGUGCUGACCCCUCUGAAGCUGGUGGGACUGGUGUGCAUCUUCCUGGCGCUGUGCCUGGAUCUGGGCGCCGUGCUGAGCCCCGCUUGGGUGACGGCGGACCACCAGUACUACCUGUCCCUGUGGGAGUCCUGCCGCAAGCCCGGCAACUUGGAGAGCUGGCUCUGCGAGUCCACGCUGCACAGCGACUGGCAGAUAGCUACUCUUGCUCUGCUGUUGGGUGGUGCUGCCAUCAUUCUCAUAGCUUUCCUGGUUGGCCUGAUCUCUAUCUGUGUGGGAUCUCGGAGACGAUUCUACAGACCAGUUGCAGUCAUGCUCUUUGCUGCAGUUGUUCUUCAGGUGUGCAGCUUAGUCCUCUACCCAAUCAAGUUCAUCGAAACAGUCAGCUUGAAAAUAUACCAUGAGUUCAACUGGGGCUAUGGCCUGGCUUGGGGUGCAACUAUAUUUUCAUUUGGGGGUGCCAUUCUUUAUUGUCUGAACCCUAAGAACUAUGAAGACUAUUACUAGAAUCAUUUAAUGAAAAGAAAAAUACCAGAAGGAUUACCCCCAUCUUUUCUAACUCACUGUUUUUUUAGAACACUCGUGGAGCACCAGUCUGCUCUGUUGAUAAAAUAGCCUUUGCCUUUUGGGUGUGAACACUGUAACCAGCUUUUACAACCAUUUAGAAGAACUGCAAACACUAGGAUUGUUGAUCUUACGUAGGCAGAUGCUGCAAGCUGCUGAUACAUAAGCUUUGUUUUUCCUGACAACAAGCAAAGGAUCUACAUGACAGCGAUCAUUGUGAGAAAUUUAGUUGGAAUGUGAAUGCAAGGCCAGCAUCUGCUUUUGCCUUCAGGGGAGCAGCUGGUGUAGGCUCCGUUUAGAAGUUUCCCUGUAUCAUAGAGGAUUCAAAUGUCUGAUAAGCAGGCAAUGGCAUCUUGUACAAUAGGCUGUGUUGGCCUCUUGUUACUUGCUCAGAAAAGCUCUUAAGGAAUUAGUUGCGAGUGACUGUGUCGAGGGCAGUGAAUGUAACUGGUUAAUGGCUUGUCUAAUAUCUGCAUUCAGCAGUCUUCUGGGAGAAGUAAAACAGCUACACAGACAGAGAGGAUUUCAUGAAUCGACAUCACCAUGCCAGCUGUAGCAGAUUGUUGAAGGAAGUCCAAACCCAGAGACAUGUGCUUCUGACUGUGUGGUUGGAAGUUGUCUCAAUUCUUGAGUAUUUUGUUGAGGGGGGGAGAGCGGGGGUGGAGAUAGGGGGGAGAACAAAAAGAGCUUAUAUGUCCCUAAGGCAUCUGAAAUGCAUGAAUGAAUUGCAGUUUUCCUAAGGACUCAUUUAACUUCUGAGCAGCAUUAUGAAAAAAUGCAUAUGGAACAAGUUUGAUUAUAUUUUUGGAAGGUAUUAGUGUAAGCAAGUAUAUAUAAUACAUAUAUAAAUUCAGAGGAAGAAAGAGAAUUAUCUUUAAAUUGUAAUAGGAGCUGUGGUGCAGUGGUUAAAAUACUAACGUUGUACACAUUCGUCGGGGUCUUAGACCAGUACCCACAGUCAUGAUUGGUGUUACAAAAUAAACCUAAAAUGAUUUGUCUUCUGUAUAUGCCCUUGUACAGACUCUGUUAUGGGAAAUACAUAAAAGUUCAUUUCUACUAAAGUAGAAGUGGAUGAAACAACUACUUUCUAUUUCAUAUGUAAUUCCAUACUUAAUAAAAAUUGUAAAAAAAAAAAAAAGUUACAAGGAAGAAAAACUACCAUUUGAAAAAAUAAAAUCUAAUUAGAUUGCAAGUGUUUCUGAUAAUCAAGAAUAUAGCCAAGGCCCAAUCACAUCCAUAUUACAAUAUUAGCGCUGCAGGAGCUGAUCUCGUGUUUUUAAAGGCUGGGUUUGUAAUGGACUGGCUGAUGAUUGUGUAUCUAAUUACUCUUUGCUUGGUAUGCUUCCCACUUAAACAUCCACAGACUGUACCCACCAAAUGGAACCCAAGUUAAAGUAGAGAGAACUUCUAUGUGAAUUUAAUCCGCAUCACUUUUAUUUUUGUUUACAAUUUCCUUCUUUUCAUAUUUUUGAAUUUAAUUAUGAACAUAUUUUUAUACAAUUCUAAUCUGUAGAAAUGACUAUUUUUUAAUGGAGAAAUUUAAAGUAUAUUCUAUGUGGGCCUCUGCACAAGCAGAUAUGCUGCUGUUGCUUGUCCACCUCUGCACAAACGGUUUUGCUGGUUCCGGGGCAAAGGCUUCCGAUUGCCUUGAUGUUAAGAAUGCGUUUGCGGUGUUGAUGUUUGUGCCGCAGUGCCCAGAGAGCAGAGGAUCUGUAGGGACCGUGCUACCCCAGGACUGACUCUCAGAAGCUGUUCUCAAACUGCUGCUGCCGUGUGGAGGUGAUUUUUAAGAUGCGGUGCCUCUUGGGAGUUAAGUCUUUACUAUCACAGCGGAAUAUUCUGUAUCAGCACUCCUUCCUGAACCAGUGGUGAUUAAUUAGAUUAGGCGGAGCAAAACGAUAGCUGCAUUUAGGAGGGAUUGUAUGGCAAUGCCUAAGGAGAAAAGAAGAUGGGAGGGAAAAAUAUGUCCACUUAUUUUGCAGGCACCAGAGAGCAUUCAUAACUCUGCUCUUCCUGAGACUGACUUAAGGCAGAUAAUCAGUAUACAGUAAACUCUAUAUCUUUCUGAACAGCUGUGUAGUUCUGCUGUUACUUAGCAGCACAGAAAGUAUUGUAGAUUGGCGUGGGAGUUAGGCUGACGUAGAGAAGCCCACUGUGAGAAGAUCACUGUACCUUUCUAGGAGAGCGGUGUUUUGGUGCCAGUGUAGCACAGUACUAUGCCUAUUCUGGCAGGAAGUUACUGUGCUGAACCCGUAGCACAUCUUCUAAUUUAUCAGAUAGUGUUUUUUUUUUUAAUGUAGAAUUUGAGUGAAAUCAAGCGUCAGCCUUAAGGCACACACAGAUUAAUCGCUAGCACUCCUGAAGUCACACAGCUCUUAAUUUGAAUGAUGUUCAGGCAAAAAAACAAACAAAUAAACAAACAAACAAAAAAAAACCCUACAAACA
Molecule: messenger RNA, 3143 nt
Organism: Centrocercus urophasianus (Greater sage-grouse)
Lineage: Eukaryota; Metazoa; Chordata; Aves; Galliformes; Phasianidae
Gene: TMEM47
Product: transmembrane protein 47
Exons: 3
Coding region: 96-641 (181 amino acids)
Biological process (GO): cell-cell adhesion
Cellular component (GO): membrane; cell-cell junction
Source: RefSeq, a predicted model, not a curated record